AUGCCUUCGACCCCACGACGCAGCAGCGUCGGCACCUCAAGACGAGAUAAACCUCAUGUACCCUACCGUGGUGACAACCCAGACGUUGGAAAGAAGACGGGUGUCACCGUUAAACGAGUGACUGCCCGCGGCGACGGUUUCGAACCGUUCGAGCAGCUACUACAGCAAGCUGACCAGCGAACGCCACCGGCGAAGAGGAGUAAGAGACGACGAGAUUCUGAACCGGAAGAGGAUAUUGUGGAUGAGGAUGGUGAACAGGAUAUGGAGCUGGAUGAUAGUCCCAUUCAUUACAUUGCCAACAGCCGAAAACCUGCUACACCCUCGUCCUCAAGACGCAUAGGCUCUUCUUCACGUCCAGUUGCUAGAGUAUCUGAUGUGGACUUUGAUGAAGUCCCGUCACCUCGCCCUCAGUCCAGUCGCUCCAACGGCCGGGGACGGUCUCGAUUAUCAGAAACGGUGACCGCUCGCGAUCUGGAAGAUGAAGAACCCGAACAGUAUGAAGAUCAAGACGGUGGCGCGAUGAAUAAUGGAGACUACGACGAUCUCGACAAAGAUGAUAUGCCGUCACCACAGCAAACUAGUUUCAUGGAGAUGGACCGUGAUGAUGACGAUGAACAGCAGGGAGACGCUGAUGAUGUCCCUCCUGUUGUUACUUCACCCAACAAGUCUAAAAAGGGCAAACAGCGAGUCACACUGGAGGAGCCGGAAGAAGACGUUGAGGCCGGUAUUGCUCACGAACUCGAACAGCUGGAUCGGGAGGUUCUGUCAGACGACGACGAAGAGCCAUCUCAGAAAAAGGUGCGAGUAGAGAAGGCGAAAGCGAAGAAGGCCCUUAGUACUAGCAGCCGUCGACUAAAAGAGAACCGUAGCAUAACGCCUGAAGGCGUGCGGCGAAGCCAGAGAAGACCUUGUAAACCUCUGCAGUGGUGGCGUUUAGAGAAGCGAGUGUAUGGCCGCGUGACCGAAGGGCGUAUUCUAGUUCCUGAAGUCAAGGAAAUCCGACGGUUGGCCCCGGAGCCUGUCGAGCCCCUCGGUGCGAAGAAGAGAAAGCGAUCAACCCGAAGCAAGAGUAAAGCACCUGCGGAGUAUGCCGAUCCUAAUCCUGAGAAAGGCUGGGACGACGAGACCAAUACACACUGCGAAGUACUUGGGUAUCCCGACGGCCAACCCCGCAUGCGGCGCAUUGCAUGCACGGCACGAAUGGUUCAUGUCCAGCAAGCUGCAAAUAGCAACUGGUUCUUUGAGAAGAUCUUCGUCGCAAAGCAAUCUAAACGUUCAAAGGACAACACCUAUAUCUUCUAUAUCAUCGAGGGCGCUAUCAACCUGAGAAUUCAUGAAACCAGCAUGAUUCUUUGUGCGGGCGCCAUGUUCAUGGUCCCUCGAGGCAAUGCAUACUUCAUCGAAAAUAUUGCCGAGCGGGACGCCAAGCUGUUCUUCAGCCAGGCCCGUGAAGACACCUCAUCUGAACUGUCCCGACCUGUUUCGGCAGGCGGGAGGUCAUCGAGUGCUGGAGCGCGAGCUGGGGAACCUCCGAAUGUUGAGAAUCCCGUUCCGAAGAGGGCUGCGUCGUCAAAGAUUUGA
This is a messenger RNA of Desarmillaria tabescens, 1581 nucleotides long. RefSeq names its product Mif2/CENP-C like-domain-containing protein. NCBI's taxonomy places the organism in Eukaryota, Fungi, Basidiomycota, Agaricomycetes, Agaricales, Physalacriaceae. Bases 1 to 1581 code for a protein of 526 amino acids. The record is from RefSeq and is a predicted model, not a curated record. Gene Ontology annotation, biological process: kinetochore assembly; attachment of mitotic spindle microtubules to kinetochore; spindle attachment to meiosis I kinetochore. Gene Ontology annotation, molecular function: centromeric DNA binding. Gene Ontology annotation, cellular component: kinetochore. The transcript has 7 exons.